CAGAAGGCUAGAGCGCCGGAACAUCUUUACAGCGCGUCACCAUAGAGUGAAGUUACGGAGCUCUGACGUACGCGCCAGCAGAGUAAGAGUCGUCUGUGCGGCCUGUAACCCGGCAGCAGAGGAGAGAGCCCGGGCGGUCUGAUACACCACCGUGUCUGGCACAAGACCACCUCCUGUUAACAAUGCCAGCAGCUGUGGUGGAUAAUAGUCAAGUGAUCUGUGAAGUAUGGGCCAUCAACCUGGAGGAGGAGAUGCGUAAAAUCAGGGAGCUUGUCCGUACAUAUGGAUAUAUAGCAAUGGAUACAGAGUUUCCUGGGGUUGUUGUAAGGCCGAUUGGAGAGUUUCGAAGCACUAUAGACUACCAGUACCAGCUGCUACGUUGUAAUGUAGACUUACUAAAGAUAAUUCAGCUGGGACUCACUUUCAUGAAUGAGAAGGGGGAGUACCCACCUGGGACCAACACAUGGCAGUUCAACUUUAAAUUUAACCUCACAGAGGAUAUGUAUUCCCAGGAUUCAAUUGAUCUUUUGGCAAACUCUGGCCUUCAAUUCCAGAAACACGAAGAAGAAGGCAUAGACACAUUGACGUUUGCUGAGCUCCUAAUGACCUCUGGCGUAGUACUUUGUGAUAAUGUGAAGUGGCUUUCUUUUCACAGUGGCUACGACUUUGGCUACAUGGUGAAACUCCUGACAGACUCUCGGUUACCAGAGGAGGAGCAUGAGUUUUUCCACAUCUUAAAUCUAUUUUUCCCAUCAAUUUAUGAUGUCAAGUAUCUCAUGAAGAGCUGCAAAAACCUAAAGGGAGGUUUGCAGGAGGUUGCUGACCAGCUGGACCUGCAAAGGAUUGGUAGACAGCAUCAGGCUGGGUCUGACUCAUUACUGACAGGCAUGGCUUUUUUCCGGAUGAAAGAGUUAUUUUUUGAAGAUCAUAUCGAUGACGCCAAGUACUGUGGACGACUUUAUGGACUGGGAACAGGGGUGGCACCAAAAUCUAAUGAGGAGGCAGAGGAGAAAAUGAGCAUUAUGUCUCUUAUCAACAAUGGACAGCAAUGAAAUAGCUUCCUUCCAUCUUCAUGAACUCCAGUGACCAGGCAAUGAAUUAUAUCCCCAAAGUAUAAUACUGGGAUUUUGUUGAUUUUUCCUUUUAGACCUAAAGUUAUAAUAGUGGAUCUAAUCUUCAUUGCAUUACUGAAACCAGCAGCAAAGGGGGAAAAAAUGAACAUUUGGGGUGUAUAUACUGCUUCUUUUUGUUUUGUUCAGCAAGUUAUUACAUUUUGUUUUAUAUAUAAUUUUUUUUUAACUGUAAAAUUAAAUGUCCGCAUCUUAAAGAAAUAGAUCCACCAAACAAUGAUCAGAUAUGCAUUUUUUUUUUUACUUCCACAGAUUACCAUUGAUGUGUGCUCAAGAAAUCAUACUAAGCUUUCAUUUUCUAGAACUCAAACUGUGCAGCGAUUUUUUAAGAAUGUCAGGUUAGGUAUUUUGAGUGCUGUGCCCAUGCCAAUUCCAGAUUAUACUGUGGAUUUUGAACUGCCAUGAUAUAAGGCAAAUGUUUUGUCCUCCUAUCUAUGGAUUUAACAUAAAGCACCUUUUAAGAUUGCAGGUCACGCAAAGCAGUAGUAGUAGUUAUUGAGUGUGAAUUGGAACAGUCAUUUGAGCCUUUGGAGUUAGAAGGACCAUAAAAGUCAGAAGUAAUUGUUAUAACUUGCAGAUUCUCACUGCAACAAAAUGGUAUCUUUUUUUUUUUCCUUGAUGGGUAUAUUGCAGACUUUGUAUGGAUUUUUGUUGUUGUGGAGGAGGGGCUGUUUUGUUCUCUGGAAAUAAAUAUUAGAAGAGGGAGAUUCCAACUCCCAGCAUAAAUGGACAGUACACAACUAAGCAGCUAGCCUUUUUAAAGCCUGUAGUUUUACACAUGAUUUGGAGUUCUCUACACAUGCACUUUGAAACAUUAUGUGCCAAGUUCAAAAUGUUAUUGUUUACGUUACCUGUUUAUAUGUUACUUUACUGUUUCAAACACCCAUGUUUUCUACUAGCUAUGGAUUAGAUCAUGGAUUGUUGAUUUUGGCUCACAAUGACUUGUCUCCGCAUCUACAAGAGUCAUUCAAUGCAUACGGAGUUUAAAGAAAUGGUUCUAGAACAGUGGGCCACAUUUUGGUAGAGAUGCGGAUAUGAAAUCUGUAGUUAAGCACCACAUUAUUAUUCCUUCAAUUAGUUUGGUAACUUAAGACAAGAUUCUUUAAAAUGUCCUCUUUGAGUGGAAAAAACCUGCUACAGUAUUUUUGCUGUUGGUGGUUUUCUCUGUUUAAAAAAAAUAA
This is a messenger RNA of Pelobates fuscus (common spadefoot toad), 2311 nucleotides long. RefSeq names its product CCR4-NOT transcription complex subunit 8 (gene CNOT8). Gene Ontology annotation, cellular component: CCR4-NOT complex; CCR4-NOT core complex; P-body. Bases 183 to 1052 code for a protein of 289 amino acids. Lineage: Eukaryota; Metazoa; Chordata; Amphibia; Anura; Pelobatidae. Gene Ontology annotation, molecular function: poly(A)-specific ribonuclease activity; nucleic acid binding. The record is from RefSeq and is a predicted model, not a curated record. The transcript is spliced from 7 exons.